AUAUUUUCCUUUCCCACUUGUAUCUUCUUCAGUCUUGCCUCCUCUCUCUCUCUCUCUACUUCUUGUUCUUGUUCUUCUUCAUUUGCAUCUUCAAACUGGAAAAGAUCAAAGCUUUUAAUCUAUUCUGAAUACAAUUAUCGAUUUUAUAUGGGUUUUCUCUUGAAGAUGCAAUUGUCUUUGGCGGCUGUUCAUCAUAAGGCAUUGUUUUUAUUUGCUUGAAUCUUAAUUUUGGAGAUAUAAUUGAAUUGGAAGUUAUGGGAAGAGCCAAGGGAAAGGGGAAGAAGCAGAUGGUUAUUGAAAUUGGAAGUGAUGAAGAGAAGAAGGUUCCUGUGGUAGUUCAGAGGAGAAGAGGACGGCCAUUGAAAUCGUUGAAGGAAGAAGUUGAGGUAGUAGUUGAAAGUGUGGGUGAAGAAGAAGAUGUGGAAAGCGUUAAUGAUUUGAAAAAUCAGACAGGAAAGAAGAGGAAGAGGUCUUCGAUAGUUAAGGAAAACAGCCCGAAUUCAAAUGGGGAUGAUAAUGGUGUUGUUGUGGCAAUUGAUGAACCAGUUAGACCAGUUGGGUUUAGACAAAAUGGGAGCAGGAGAAAAAGUAAGCCUCGUCGGGCAGCUGAAGUUGGUGUUGAGUGCAACUGAUGAUCUUGAUCAAACCAUGGUUUUUGUUUUGUUUUUGAGGUUUUAUAUAGUAUUUUGUUUUGUGUUUCUGCUUAAAUUUUCUAUUUUCAAGUCUUAUGUUUUUGUCUUACCAACAAUAUACAUUUUGAUUUUCAAACUUCUCACCUGAAAUCUUGGGAAUUUCUUUUGUUUAUUGGAUUGGUGGGUCUUGUUGAACUGCAUUCAUGAUUCA
Messenger RNA from Impatiens glandulifera, 843 nucleotides. RefSeq lists its product as uncharacterized. The record is from RefSeq and is a predicted model, not a curated record. Lineage: Eukaryota; Viridiplantae; Streptophyta; Magnoliopsida; Ericales; Balsaminaceae. Bases 255 to 632 code for a protein of 125 amino acids. The transcript has 3 exons.